AUGCAGGGCAGCCUGGAGCCGCUGGGCGGGGGCAGGGGGCCGGCGGGGCCGGGGGACAGCCAGGCCGGGGCAGAGCUGCGGGAACUGGCCCUGAGGUGGUUCGUGGAGACGCAGGCCCCCCUCAUUCUGCAGGACGGAGCCCUGCCCCCCUGGUUCCACGGAUUCAUCACCCGCAAGCAGGCGGAGCGGCGGCUCGGGGACCAAGCUGUGGGCUCCUUCCUCGUCCGCCUCAGUGACCGGGCCACCGGCUACAUCUUGUCCUACAGGGGCCGCGACCGAUGCCGGCACUUUGUCAUCACUCAGCUCCCCCACCGGCGCUACCUGGUCUCGGGGGACACCCACAGCCACGGCAGCCUGGCCGCGCUGCUGCGCCACCACCAGGGGGCGCCCUUUGAGCCCUUCGGGGAGACCCUGGCUGCGGCCUGUCCCCGGCCGCAGGACGAGGACCCCUACGAUGCCAUCACCCUGGGCCUCCAUGGGGACCCCCCGGGCCAGGGAGACGCACCUGCCGGACCGUCCCCCUGGGGGGGCCCAGGCCAGCCCGGCAGCCCCCGCCCCCCGCCCAGGCCUCGGAGCCCCUUCCUCGCCACCGCGGAGCAGAGCCUGCAGCCCCCCGGCCGGGUGCCCCCCGUCCCCGAGAGGAGGGCCUCGCUUCCGGACCCGCCAGAUGGGGGCUCCCCCGACAUCGUCUACGCAGAACUGAGGCAAACGGCCCCAGCGCGGCUGGGCCUGGGCACCGGCAGGCCCGGGCCGGGGCCAGCAGGCAGCCAGGCCUGCUCCCCGGACAGCGGGGCCCAGAGGCGGGCCUGGGACGGAGGCCAGCACAGGCCCGAUGCCCGGGGGCCCCCCCUCUCCGCGAGGACCCCAGCCCCCAGCCCCGUGGCAUCUCAGGCUCCCUGGGGCCGCCUCCCGCCGGCUGAGGCUCCGGGACCCUCAGCUGCCCCCUGGAGCCAGGGGUCCCCGCAGCCCAGCCCCCGGGCUCAGCCCUGCUCCCCGGACAGCGCUGCCCACACCUACGCGCUCCUCCUCCGGACGGCGGGCUCCCUGGGGGAGGAGGACGGGGGUGAGCCGGGCCAGGAGGGAGGCAGCGCCUACGAGCAGAUCCCAGCCUGCUGGGGAGGCCCCGCCAGGCCCCCCGUUCCCAGGCCGGUUCCUGGGCCGGGUCUCACGCCGGGCAGGCUGUCGGGGCCCACGGACUGGGGCCACCAGGGGACUCCGGGGCCCCCCGAGGCCAGGAGCCCCUGUGAGCAAAGCCCAGCAGCCAAGAGCAAGGAUGCCGGGCGGCCACAUAAGCCCGACAAGUCCCGGCGGCUCUUCUUUGCGGACAAGAAGCCCAGACCCUGA
Molecule: messenger RNA, 1344 nt
Organism: Eptesicus fuscus (big brown bat)
Lineage: Eukaryota; Metazoa; Chordata; Mammalia; Chiroptera; Vespertilionidae
Gene: SH2D7
Product: SH2 domain containing 7
Exons: 6
Coding region: 1-1344 (447 amino acids)
Cellular component (GO): cytoplasm
Source: RefSeq, a predicted model, not a curated record